CCAACAGUAGAGGUGUAAAGACGUUUCACGUUCCAACCUAGUGUAUAGUGAACUAUAAAGUGAACCAUGGUGUUCGGUUAAACAGUUAAACAUAAAGAUGGCAGAGAAAGAGAAGCCCCGUGAUCCAGGGUCUGCAGGGACCGGUGGUGCUAGCGAAGAGACAAAAGCAUUAUUUCUUGAAAAGGUUCGGCAAUCGAAUGCCGCGUGUGAGAAAGGAGAUUUUAGCCUGGCGGUCAAUUUGUACACUGAAGCAAUAGCACUGGAUACACUCAACCAUAUUCUUUAUUCGAACAGAUCUGCUGCUUAUAUAAAGAUGGGCGAGUUUAAGAAAGCGCUCAGAGAUGCACUUAAAGCCAAGGAAUUGAAUCCACAAUGGCCCAAGGCGUACUAUAGAGAAGGAGUUGCUUUGCAAUGUACUGGAAAACAUGCGGAAGCACUGGCUGCUUUUUCUUCAGGACUAUCCCAGGACCCCAAGUCCCUGCAGCUGCUGGCCGGCCUGGUGGAGGCUGCUAUGAAGUCCCCCUACCGGGGAAACCUGGAACCAACCUACAGACAGCUUGAGACCAUGCAUCUAGAUAAAUCUCCUUUUAUCAUUAUAUCCGUAAUAGGACAAGAGCUCCUAGCCCAGGGGAAAUAUAAUUCAGCUGUUCAGGUUCUAGAGGCAGCCUUAAGAAUAGGAACAUGUUCUCUGAAACUUCGAGGUUCAGUUUUCUCCGCCCUGUCCUCUGCACACUGGGCUCUAAACAGUCUUGACAAGGCUAUUGGAUAUAUGCAGGAGGAUCUUGUUGUAGCCAGGAAACUGUCAGAUACUGUUGGAGAAUGCCGGGCUCAUGGUAACCUAGGCUCUGCUUACUUCAGUAAAGGAAAUUAUAAGGAUGCACUAACUUCAAACAGAUAUCAGCUGGUUUUGGCAAUGAAAAUUAAGGAUAAUAGCGCGGCGGCUUCUGCGCUCACUAGUCUAGGACAUAUAUACUCAGCUCAAAAUGAUUAUAAUAACGCUCUAUCAAGCCACCAGCAAUGUGUGGCUCUUAUGAAAACCCUUGGCAAUGAGCUUCAUCAAGCUAGGGAGAUCGGAAACGUUGGUGCCGUCUACCUGGCCAUGGGCGACUUCGACAACGCGGUCAAGUGCCAUACCGAGCAUCUCCAGAUUGCCAAGAAGCUUGAGAACAAGGUCGAGGAAGCAAGAGCUUACUCAAACCUUGGAUCUAGUCAUCACUAUAAGAGAAACUUUGAGCAAGCGAUAGUAUUCCACAACCAUGUGCUGCGCCUGGCUCAUGAGCUAAAGGACCAUACGAUCGAGGCCAGAGCUUACGCAGGACUGGGCCAUGCUGCUCGCUGCAUGGGAGAUCAUGAAGCAGCGCAAACCUGGCACGAACAGCAGCUGGAUAUGGCACUGAAGACAAGAGAUAAGGUUGCUGAGGGCAGAGCCUGUUCUAAUCUAGGAAUAGUUUACCAGCUUCAAGGAAACCAUGACAGUGCCUUAAAGCUCCAUCAAGCGCAUCUCAAUAUAUGUCGCCAGCUUAACGACAGAGCAGGGAUGGGGCGGGCCUUUGGAAACAUUGGUAACGCCUAUAGUGCCAUGGGUUACUAUGACCAGGCUAUAAAAUACCAUAAACAGGAACUAACCAUAUCCAAAGAAGUAAAUGAUAGAAUUAGUGAAGCCAGCACUCAUGGUAAUCUAGCUGUAGCCUACCAAGCUCUGAACAUGAACGACAAGGCCAUGUUUCACUACCACAGUCACCUUAACACCGCCAGGGAGCUGAAGGACAGCGUGGGGGAGGCAUGUGCGCUCUGUAAUAUCGGAAACUGCCAUUCCUCCCUCGGUCAGUUCGGGCAGGCAGUCCCUUUCUAUGAGAACUAUUUGAUGUUAAGCCAGGAAUUGAAUGAUAUCGAAGGAGAAGCCAAGGCUUGUCAUUUCCUAGGAUAUGCUCACUACUGCCUAGGAAACUAUAAAGAGGCAAUCAGGUAUUACGACCAAGAUCUGGCGCUGGCGCGCGAUUUAGAGGAUCGCGUCAGUAUGGGACGUGCAUAUUGCAAUCUUGGGCUCGCGCACCUUGCAAUCGGGAACUUGGAAAACGCGCUGGAGUGUCAGAAAUAUUUUCUAGCAAUCGCCCAGGUCUCCAAGCACAACCAGGCCAAGUUCCGAGCACUCACUAAUAUGGGAGAUGUUUUAGUUAAGAUGAACAAUAUUGAGGAAGCAAUUAAGGUAUAUCAGAAACAGCUUGCACUUUCUAAACAAAUAAAUGAUAAGGGAUUUGAAGCAACUGCUUACAGUUCUCUGGGAGUUUGUCACAGAAUUAACAAGAAAUUCGAUAAAUCUUUGGGAUUUCAUACACAGGAGCUGUCUAUCCUGCAAGAUAUUGGAGAUUUGAACGGUGAGUGUCGAGCUCAUGGUAAUCUAGGCGCUGUACAUAUGUCCCUCGGGAACAAUACUCUAGCUCUCAGAUGCUUUCAAGAACAACUAGAUAGAGCUAAGGAAUUAAGUGAUAUUACAGCUGAGGCCAAGGCUUAUGGAAAUAUGGGAAUCACAAGAAUGAACCUGAAUCUGUUAGAAGAAGCUAUCUCGAAUUUCGACAGUGAGCUCGAGUGUUUGCAGAACAAGAACUCGGAGGACUCGACUCGAGAACGCGCACGCGCGCUUGGGAAUUUGGGAGACUGCUACGACUCUCUGGGGGACUAUUGUGAGAGCGUAAAGUUUCAUGAACAGUUUCUAUCUCUCUCCCUGCGUACAGGGGUUACUAAGGAUCAGAAUAAAGCGUACAAAGGUCUGGGAUUAGCAUAUAAGAAUCUUGGGAAUCUACAAGAAGCGCUGGUUUGUUUUGAGAAGAGACUUGUCCUGCUGCAUGAGGUUGGAGAAGGUGGAGCAGGAUAUGGUGAACUAGGAGAUAUUCAUCGUCUACUUGGAAACUAUGAUCAAGCAGUCAACUGUAUUCAGCACAGGCUUAAUAUUGCAAGGAAAACUGGAGAUAAAGGUGGGGAAGCUGAAGCACUGAGUGGGUUAGGAGAAGUAUAUAAUAGUAAAGGGGAGUACACAACCUCUCUUACAUACCACCAGGAGCACCUCGUCAUAGCACAGAACCUAGGGGACAGGGGGGCUCAGAUCAAGGCGUGUCUCAAUAUCGGAGGAACCUAUGAAUCUAUUAAGAGUUUUGACCAUGCUAAGUCCUAUUACGAGCAGUGUCUGAGCGCCGCUACCCUGGUUAAUGACAGGGUGGCGAAGAUCAAAGCCUUGGGUAAUCUAGGUCGGACAGAAUAUGUGUCGGGAAAUAUUGGUCAGUCUGUCAACUACCUCCAGCAAGGGUUGGCUAUUGCUGAGCAACUUCUACGGAAGGAGGAUGAAGCCAGGAUCAGGCAUAGGCUUGGAUUAGCCCUCUGGCAGAACUACGACCUCGAAGGAGCUAGGGAGCAAUUGGAUAUUGCAAGUAGACUCUUUGAAGGGAUUCGUAGGGAUGCGAAAGGUUCAGCAGAGUUUAAAUUAUCCCUGUAUGAUCUACAAACUGCUUGCUAUCAAUCCUUGCAGCGGAUCCUGGUUCUAAUGAAUCGGGAGAAUGAGGCCCUGCUUGUAGCUGAGAAAAGUAGGAACAGAGCUUUCAUUGACCUGCUUCAUGAGCGACAAAACAAGAAGAACAAAAACACUCCGUCCAUCGACAUAUCUCCUAAAUCUGUAGAAGAUAUUGAGAAAUUAGUUAACCGUCAGAAAGCAACUGUUCUGUAUUUUAGUUUAGCUGCCGGUUAUCUCUACUGUUGGCUGAUAAUGCCAACUAAAGGAAUUGUUAGGUUUCACCAAACCUGCCUGGUUGAGGAAGAUGAGGAGGAGUUAGAAAAACCAGAAUGUGAACGAAGUGGUUACCUCUUGGAGAACCAUAUACAGAGUGUUCGGGAAUCUCUAGGAAUAGAUACAGGUUCAGGAGAACUGGGUAAGGAAGAUGAAGAUAAUAGUUCUGGUGUGUGGUCGAACCACCUGGAAGAGUUGGGUGACAAGCUAAAUCAGGAUAGUGAUAGGACUGGCUUCCUUAGAAUGGUUAACAGAUCUUCACGCAUGAAUGCUUCGUCCUAUUCACUCAGUUCACUCUUCUCAGUAGGCAGUGUGGGAGGAGGAAGCACUCUUAGUGGUUUAACUCCGGGUUCUAGGGCGGGUAGUACCCGUUCCAGGAGGUCAGGGUGGCAGGGGCAUUCUUCCCUCCGGAACCUCUAUCAAUUACUCAUCGAACCAAUGGAAGAUGAUUUGCCGGAGGGUUACCCUAGUGAACUUUUACUCGUGCUAGAAGGUGAUCUUUAUCUGAUCCCAUUCCCAGUGUUGAAAGGACCUAAUUGCACAGACUAUUUAUGUGAGAGGUUUAGCCUCUUAGUCAUUCCAAGCUUGACAAAUCUCAAGGCAAAGGUACCCAAACCCCGGCAUUCAAGUGAGAAUCUGAAACGUCUUGUUGUAGGAAAUCCUAAAAUUCCAAGUUCUGUCACAGAUCAUUGGGGCUGGAAUGACAUCCCUCAUGCUGAGCAAGAAGCAAACAUUGUUUCUGAGAUUCUACAAACUAAGCCAAUGCUUGGGAACCAGGCCACCAAAGAUAACCUUUUAACUGAAUUAGGCGAAGCUGAAUCAAUUCAUUUAGCUUGUCAUGUUUCCUGGAAACUCUCUGCAAUAAUAGUAUCUCCUGGAGAAUUUAUGGAGUCCAGAUCUCCCACCACUGGCUCCUGUAAUAAUCCAAGGAGCUAUUCUAUUCACAAUGAUACUAUUCAUGAAGAGGAAGAUGUGAAGUCUGAAGCUACUACAAUAGAGCUCCCAGCUCUAUCUGAGUUUCUACUCACUGCCGCUGACAUUCUUAAACUAAAGUUGACUGCCAAGCUGGUGGUUAUCUCUAGCUGUUAUACCCGGGAUAAACAUGGCUGCGCUAGUUCAGAUGGAGUUAUUGGUCUAACUCGAGCUCUUCUAGCUGCUGGAGCGCAAUGUGUUCUUGUGUCUCUAUGGCCUGUCCCAGACACUGCUGUUAAAUUAAUCAUGAAAGCAUUCUAUUCCUCUCUCCUCCAGGGUUCAAGGGUGAGCCGGGCCCUGGCUGAAGCAAUGACAGCUGUACAAACAACUAAAUAUUUCCAGCAUCCCGCCAACUGGGCAGGUUUCCUUCUUAUUGGGCAGGAUGUCAAGUUGUCUAAUAAAGUGGCUCUAAUGGGACAGGCCCUGAGAGAGAUGAUAUCUACUCCUGACAAAUGUAGGGACGCACUCAGAGUAACUUUACACUUGGUUGAGAAGUCCCUACAGCGGAUAAACCGUGGUUACAAGAACGCUAUGUACACCUCUCAGAAGAGUAUUGAGAAUAAGGUUGGGAGUGUGGAGGGCUGGAUGGAUCUACUCAUGUCCGUAGGGUUUAGGUUUGAACCUGCCGCUAACGGAAUCCCCUCUGCCGUAUUCUUUCCACAGAGUGAUCCUGGGGAAAGAUUAGCACAGUGCAGUGCAAGCCUGCAGGCAAUCCUUGCCUUGUCUCAAACAUCUUGGGCGGCACUUUCUAAUUUACUUGUGAGCCCUGACUCAGCAGAUGAAAUCAUGGCUCUAUUCCGGCAAGUCAUCGGUGAAUUUGGACCGCGGGAUCUGGAAGCUGAAAGUGUUCAGAUACCUGUCAACGUUAAGCUCUGGAGAAUACCCGGCUGUCAUGAAUUACUGGCAAGUUUAGGUUUUGAUUUGAUGGAGGUGGGAAGGGAUGAGAUAACCCUAAGAACAUGUAGGAAUGCAAACAAGCGUCAGAUACAGUUUGCCUUGCAGACACUGGUUGCAUUGUUUGAUACAGAUGAGGCGCCCAGAUCAGUUAAUGUGGACUCCAAUGAUUCUAUGGAUGAUUGCAAUGAUGAUGAGGACACUUCUAGAGCUUCUGAUUCUCCUGUUCCACCUCCUGUUCCACCAUUCCCUCUACCCAGAAAGAGUGAUCUUGUUCUGGACGGUACUGGCGGAGCUUUCUCCAGCUAUGCCAGGAAUAGAGGAGAACCUGAUGGAAGACAAGCUCAGGGAGAUUCUCCCACAGGAAGCACUAGUUCAGGGUACCAAGGAAUAUCCAACCCUGUCCUUCCAUCUAUUCUGCAUAGCAAUAUUUACCACCAAAAAGGGAGAGAAAGUGAUUGCAAUUUUACUCCAAGUCCUGUGGAAAAUCUGCGAGGAAUUUCAAGGUAUCCUGGGAACUAUUCCCUGAAUUCAAGCCAUGAAAACUCCUCUCAUCUUUCCUCCACCUACUCCCCUAGUAAACUAUCCCUGCAAGGAUCCAAGUUCAAGCAUGGUCCAUCUCCUCUGAGUAGACCUGAGAGCUGCAGUAGUACAAGUUCUAUUAAUGACUGGGAAGCUAUUCACUCAACUGUGCUCAGACGACAAUCUAAUUUAUCCAAGCUUAGUCCUGGAGUCACGGAUUCAGCUAAUAUGGCUGGAAUAGGGCUUGUAUCCAGGAAAUAUCUAAUCUCUAAUCAAGCAGGUGCAUAUGAGAACUUUGAACAAGCCAAGCUUGAGAAGAAUGUUGCUCCUGUAAGAAGUGUAUUUACGGAAUCUGGAUACAACAUGUUGGGUAAGGCUAAGCUCAUUGAAACUUCCAAUGUGAAUGAUAAAUUGAGUAUUAGAGCUGAGAUUAACCGGGUUCAUCCAUCAUUGAGAAAGGACACUGCAAGAUUGGAACCAGGUGUAACAACGCGAGUACCACCUACUGGAGAAUCAAACAGUCCUCAGGGAAGUAUUAACAAGAAAUCUUCUACUGGAGAAAUAUCCCAGUUCCAAUCCAACUCCACCCCUGCAGAGGGUGUCAUGGUUAGGAAAGAAACAUUGGGAGAGCCAGGGAUCAAGGAACAGAUAAUGUCAACCCAGAUGAGGCGGAUAAACCGCGAGCUGCCAAUCUCUGAGGUGUACCAUGAGCGAAAUAUAGGGUUAGGAUUGGCUCCACCCCUCUCUAAACUGAUCAUGUCCAACAAUAUCGCUGUGGCCCAGAUUGAUCACCAUCCUGAGCCAGAACUAUGCACCACCAAAAACCCUUCUGACAACAUUAAUAGUUUUGACAAUCUGUCCGUAAUUGAAGAAGCCCACCCGCUGCGAAAAGCUCGGCCUAGUGUGCCCCCAAAACCCGACCACUGGAACCAGACAGGAUAUAUCAAACCCGACCCAACAAUUAUGUCAAUUCCUCCAACCCGUGUACGUGAUGAGGGGGAUGGGCGAUCAAUGACAGACUCCCAGUACUCUGGGUACUCACCUAACUCUACCACAGCUAGCAAGGAUCUUACUUCCAAGUUUAAUUAUCUCAGGGUGCGGGAUCCAGUAGGAGGAUUUCGUCAGAUACCUGGGAGCCAGGUCACCACUGUUAUUAAUCCAAAUAUCCGUCCUAGUGAUGUAGCUCAGUAUAUCAACAGUGAGUUCCACUCCAACAAGGAGGAGAAGAUGAGAGAGAGUGCUAGUAAGCAUCCACAUCUAUGGAGUAAGGAUAAGAACGGCAGGUUUACAUAUACUGGAAACUUGUCCUCUGAUUGUUGAACAACCUCUUCAUGCUAUAUUUAGGGCUCGCUUGAACUCUGACAGUUCUUGUUUAAAACUGGUAAAAAACAUAAAUGUGAUAUUAUGACUUUCAGUACCUAACUAAUAAAUAUAUAUGGAUAUUA
Molecule: messenger RNA, 7608 nt
Organism: Eurytemora carolleeae
Lineage: Eukaryota; Metazoa; Arthropoda; Copepoda; Calanoida; Temoridae
Product: tetratricopeptide repeat protein 28
Exons: 21
Coding region: 98-7483 (2461 amino acids)
Molecular function (GO): protein binding
Source: RefSeq, a predicted model, not a curated record